GAUGAUGUGGAUGCAUUUAUGAGCAAGGAGGACAACGGCAACAAUGCCCAGCUUGUAAUUAAGAGACUCGAUGAACAACUAAAUAAGUAUAAAUUUAUGGAAUUGCACCUACAAGCCAAACGUAGAAAGUUAAAAUCACAAAUACCAGAUAUCAAAAGUACCCUGCAGAUAGUGAAAGAAAUGAAGUCGCGGAAAGAUGCUUCAGAUGCCAUAGAAACAAACUUCCUCUUAUCGGACCAGGUGUACAUGAAAGCCAAAAUUCCACCCACUGAUCGCGUCUGCCUUUGGCUUGGUGCUAAUGUUAUGUUGGAGUAUGAUCUUGAAGAUGCAGAAUGUCUAUUAUCAAAAAAUUUAAGUAAUGCCUCAAAGAAUUUGAAACAGGUUGAACAUGAUUUGGAUUAUCUUAGAAACCAGGGAACAACAACCGAAGUUACAAUGGCCCGCAUCUUCAAUUGGGAUGUUAAAAGACGUCGUGUGCAAAGAGCCAAAGAGGAGGAAAAGGCCUAAAAAGAGUAGCGUUCUACCUUAAUGGUUUUUGUUUUAAUUGUUUCGUGGGCAGGGUUGAACAAUCCUCUUGAGUUUAAAGAAAAAAAAGUACUGUACUGUGUUAUUCUCUAAUCUUAUACUUCGAUUGUGUUAAAGUGGAUAAUUACAUCAAUGUUUGCAUGGUAUCGCAAGAAAUGCUUGACCAGUGAAGGAUGUCUUUUUGUUUCGCCACUUUCCCUUCUAUAUAUGAAAGCCAUUUUAGUACCCAGUGCUGUGAAUAUUCAUGAGUAUAGGUAGCAACUAUAGUUAGGCAAUAAGUGGCAUCUCUACUUAAUGGACAUUUGAGGGUUCUCCCCUCCCUGAUAAGCAGCAAAGCUUUACCUAUCACUACUUCAAAAUUUCCAUAUAGAAUAUGCAAUACACUGGAGCCAACUCGCAUACCGUAUAGUUUUCUACUAAUGUUUCAAGAGCUGUACUGUAUAUGCAAAAUGAAAUAGCCUCAAAAAUUAUGUAAAAUGUAUAUGCAAAAUGAAAUAGCCUCAAAAAUUAUGUAAAAUACAUUAUGUACUACAUAAGAUAGGCAAACAAAAAUGUAGCUGACUGCAGCAUUGUAUCUGCGUAUGCUAAUGAGAUUCUCAAAAUAAAAAAAAAAAUAAAAAAAACUUACAGCAGGAAGAAAAAGACCAUAAACAUCCUUGUUUUUAAUAACUUUACAAACUCACCAAGUAAGUCCCCAAUAGUCUGAUAAUUACAUACACCACAAAUUCUUCCCUUGAAGACAAAAUAAACAGUAGUGAAUUAAAUACAGUACAUGUCAAGGAUAAUACCUAACUAUUUGAUAAUGUACCCAAAUUUUUUGUAAUCUUGCCUUGAAGAUGAUUGAAGUGUAGUGAGGCUUGCGGUGACUCCUGACAUUUCAGUCAGUCGUCGCCAUUGAAUUCCAGUGGUGGGUAUUGAAGUAAUCAGGCAAUAUUUCAAACUUGAGAAUUCCAGAAUGCUUACUCACGCAACAAAACAUGAGAUUUUCAUGGGCAAUCAUCACUUCGAAAACAAAGAUUCAUGUAAUAAACUGUUUUUGCUUGAUUUGGCAUGGUUAACAAAGAUUUCCAAUUCUGUAGUACAUAUACCAGUGCAAUUACGCUUCUUCUAACCACAGGCCUCGCACACAUCCAGUAAGUUAGGGUUGCCUUAAGUUGAGGUGCCACUAAUAUAACAUCAAUUAAAAUUGUACCAUGAUGAGCAUGGUUACUCAUGUCUAACCUUCCCAUUCUUACAUCAUUGUAACCACCUUUUACAUGGAUUGUGUACUAGUAAAAGAUCUGAUUAUGAGUAAUUCGAGUGGCAUUAAACUUCAUUGGCGAACUUGUUUUUUAUGGGAUGGCUUUAUAUUGAGUAAGUUCCAGUAAAUGGUAAAGUAUGUACAAUCAUUAGCUACAAGCAUCUGCAUUAACUCUAAACUUGGUGCUCAAAGGCCCUUUGUGAAGCAAUGUGAGAAAAAUCCAUAUUUUAAAUUGCUCAAAACUAUGAAAUUCUGCUAAAAUGUUAGCUUACCAAUUGAUAAUUUUUUAUUUUUCAAAUUCUUAGGCACCCCUCUUCCUUUUAAGUAUUUCCAAGAGUAUCCUCUUAUAAACAAAUAACCAUAUCUUAAUCACCUGUACACUACGUAUUACUCUUGUACACUCCAGAGUACAGUAUCUUUGUGUUUUUACGUUUUGCUUGUUCUGCAGAUGUUUGAAACUGGAAACACUAUGUUGCCUUCUAAAAGAUCCACAGUAAUUUGUUACAACCUCUGGUGAAAAAAUAAAAAGUGCUCUGAUGUU
Messenger RNA from Macrobrachium nipponense, 2306 nucleotides. Its product is annotated as prefoldin subunit 3-like. The record is from RefSeq and is a predicted model, not a curated record. NCBI's taxonomy places the organism in Eukaryota, Metazoa, Arthropoda, Malacostraca, Decapoda, Palaemonidae. Gene Ontology annotation, biological process: microtubule-based process; tubulin complex assembly; protein folding. Gene Ontology annotation, cellular component: prefoldin complex; cytoplasm. Gene Ontology annotation, molecular function: tubulin binding.